Nothobranchius furzeri (turquoise killifish) is the source of this 2283-nucleotide messenger RNA. It is a transcript of the gene rars1, whose product is annotated as arginyl-tRNA synthetase 1. Gene Ontology annotation, molecular function: ATP binding; arginine-tRNA ligase activity. NCBI's taxonomy places the organism in Eukaryota, Metazoa, Chordata, Actinopteri, Cyprinodontiformes, Nothobranchiidae. The record is from RefSeq and is a predicted model, not a curated record. Gene Ontology annotation, biological process: arginyl-tRNA aminoacylation. Gene Ontology annotation, cellular component: cytoplasm.
GUUUUCUUCCCGUCCAGCAGAGGGCGCUGCGCAGCGGCUUCUGAACGCUGAAAGUUGUGGAACUUCUUCCUGCUGCUGCAGUUUGUUUCAUCAGACACGAGAUUUCUCUACAGCCGCUGAAAGAGUUUCAUCCCCGCGUUCGGGAAGAUGGGAGACCAAGUGACCGACUACACAGCCCGACUCCAACACCAGGAGCGGGAGAUCCAGAGUUUGUCUGCAGAGAUUGAGAGUCUGAAGAACCCACAGAACCUGAGUCCAUUGCCAGGACUGGACGAGCUCCGGGAAGAAAAUGCCAAACUCAAAUAUCGCCUCAACGUCCUGAAGAGGAGUCUGCAGGAGGACCCAUGUGACUGCAGUAAGUCAAUGCUGAACAUCAACCAGCGGCUGCAGGAGGUUUUUGGCGACGCCAUCCGGGUGUCCUUCCCCGAGCUCCACAACCCGCCGCUCGCUGUCACGCCCAACCAGCAGGCUAAAUUUGGAGAUUACCAGUGUAACAGCGCCAUGGCCAUGGCUCAGAUGCUGAAGGCAAAGGGGGCAAAGGUCAGCCCACGAGAAAUCGCUGAGAAAAUUGUUCAAAAUCUUCCCGACAACGAAUUUAUCCAGAAGACAGAGAUCGCCGGUCCAGGGUUCAUCAACGUCCACCUGAAGAAGACGUUUGUGUCCAGAUUGUUGACCAACCUGCUGAUGAACGGCGUCCAGCCACCGCCGCUCGCCUCCAGGAAGAAGGUGGUGGUGGACUUCUCCUCACCGAACAUCGCCAAAGAGAUGCACGUCGGUCACCUGCGCUCCACCAUCAUCGGAGACAGCAUGUCCCGGCUGUUUGAGUUCCUCGGCUACGAUGUCCUCAGGUUGAACCACGUGGGCGACUGGGGAACGCAGUUCGGGAUGCUGAUCGCUCACCUGCAGGAUAAAUUCCCUGACUACCUGACCGUCUCUCCUCCGAUCGGUGACCUCCAGGCCUUCUACAAGGAGUCGAAGAAGCGCUUCGAUGAGGACGAAGACUUUAAGAAACGAGCGUAUCGCUGCGUCGUCCGGCUGCAGAGCAAAGAGCCCGACUUCCUCAGAGCCUGGAACAUGAUCUGUGACGUUUCCAGGAGAGAGUUUCAGAAGGUCUACGACUGCCUGGACAUCAAGCUGGUGGAGCGGGGCGAGUCGUACUACCAGGACCGCAUGACCCGGGUGGUGAAGGAGUUCGAGGAUAGAGGUCUGGUGGAGCUGGACGAAGGACGUAAGAUCGUCUUCACUCCAGGUCAGUCCCUCCCUCUCACCGUGGUCAAGUCCGAUGGCGGCUACACUUACGACACAUCAGACUUGGCGGCAGUGCAUCAGCGACUCUUCGAGGAGAACGCCGACAUCAUCAUCUACGUGACGGACAGCGGGCAGGGCCCACACUUCCAGCUGGUGUUCGCUGCUGCUCAAAUGAUCGGGUGGUACGACCCCAAGGUGACCCGGGUGGAGCACGCUGGCUUCGGCGUGGUGCUGGGGGAGGACAAGAAGAAGUUCAAGACUCGAUCUGGAGACACGGUGAGGCUGAUGGACCUGCUGGAGGAGGGCCUGAAGAGGUCCAUGGACAAGCUGAAGGAAAAGGAGCGGGACAAGGUUCUGACUCCAGACGAGCUCCUGAAGGCUCAGCGCGCCGUCGCCUUCGGCUGCAUCAAGUACGCCGACCUGUCCCACAAUCGCAUCAACGACUACGUCUUCUCCUUCGACAAGAUGCUGGACGACCGAGGAAACACGGCGGCGUACCUGCUCUACGCCUUCACCCGCAUCAGGUCCAUCGCUCGCCUGGCCAACAUCGAUGAGUCCACGCUGAGGAGAGCAGCAGAGACCACGGAGAUCGUUCUGGACCACGAGAAGGAGUGGAAGCUGGGGAAAUGUAUCCUGCGCUUCCCAGAGAUCCUGCAGAAGAUCUUGGAAGACCUGCUGCUCCACACGCUGUGUGACUACCUGUACGAGCUCGCCACCACCUUCACCGAGUUCUACGACAGCUGCUACUGCGUGGAGAAGGACCGGCAGACAGGUGAGGUGCUGAAGAUCAACAUGUGGAGGAUGCUGCUUUGUGAAGCCACAGCCACCAUCAUGGCCAAAUGCUUCGACAUCCUGGGCAUCAACCCGGUCCAGAGGAUGUGAUCCACACUGCCUCCACCCAAAACUCUCCAGAAGUCAUUUUUCUCUUCUAAAUCAAAUUAAACCAAAACUUUGAGGAGAAAGUGUGAAGUCUGCUCGUUAGACGCGCCUCUGUGAAGGAUCUUUUUUGAAUAAAGAGCUGUUAUGAAACUUAAA